Jatropha curcas is the source of this 6521-nucleotide messenger RNA. It is a transcript of the gene GCT, whose product is annotated as RNA polymerase II transcription mediator. Gene Ontology annotation, cellular component: mediator complex. Lineage: Eukaryota; Viridiplantae; Streptophyta; Magnoliopsida; Malpighiales; Euphorbiaceae. The record is from RefSeq and is a predicted model, not a curated record. Gene Ontology annotation, biological process: positive regulation of transcription by RNA polymerase II. Gene Ontology annotation, molecular function: transcription coactivator activity.
AAAUAAAGACAUUUUCCUUUUUUUUUCCCCCCUUGCUUUCCCUUUACAGCUCUGCCCCUCUCUCUCACGCAUUCUAGCGCGUACUACCCUUCUUCGGACUUUCCUCGAGAUUACGACCGGUGAUCUAACUCCGUUGACGUGAUUUCAGCUUUGUUGGAGGCCGUCUGAGCAGCGGCAAUUAAUGCCGUCGACUACAGCAGCUCUUCCACAGCUGUGACUAUGCUUUGAGAGGUUUUGAAGAGCAACGGUCUCAGAGCAGUUUAAAGUGAUGUGGACAAAUGUUUUUAGAAUUGGAGGUCUUCAUCACGUAUCAUGGUUCCAAUUUCUCCCUAAUGAAUCUGAUUUGAAUCCUCUACCAGAUAAGAGUGUAAAGUUAGAGCAGAAAGAUGCUGCUACAUGGUUAGUGCUUUGGUCUCAUUUGCAGUUGCAGAAAGAUGGAUUUCUCAGUACAUGGACAAAUUCCUUUGUCGGACCUUGGGAUCCGUCUCAGGGUUUGCACAAUCCUGAUGAAAAAAUCAAACUCUGGCUUUUCCUUCCUGGGCGUCACUCUUCUGUUGUUGAGACUGCCCAAGCUUCAGUGUCUAGAUUAAGAGUUGUUUCAUCUGGAGUUUGGGUGGCUCCCGGGGACUCUGAAGAAGUUGCUGCAGCUCUUUCUCAGUCUUUAAGGAAUUGUAUAGAAAAAGCGCUUGGUGGACUAUCAUACAUGAGAUAUGGAGAUGUAUUUUCAAAGUAUCACCCAUCUCAAAAUGAAGGACUUUUCAGGAGACAACCUACAGUUGAAUUUGUCUUUGCUGCCAAUGAAGAGGCAAUCUUUGUGCAUGUUGUAAUAUCAGCAAAGCAUAUCCGAGCACUUUCAAGUGGUGACAUAGAGAAAGUGUUAAAGCAUUCUACUAACCAUUCUGGUUACAGACUUCCAGUGAUUGUUUCUCCUCAUGGAAUGCGUGGCUGGCUCACAGGAUGUUGUCCAAAUGAUCUUAUCAAGCAAGUGUAUUUCAGCGGUUCCGGAAAGAUUAGGACAUCAAAUAGAUUUAUAGGUCUACCAUAUCACCUUUCUCAAGGGCCUGGAUGCUUGCUGAGGGGGCAAAAUUGCUAUGUUGAAGUGACGCUUGGUUGUCCUAUAUCUGACACCGAGAAGGGGUUGCAAUCAAGCUCAAAUUCAAUCAGGAACUUAACUAAGAAUCAUGUUGUGGAAUCUCCUGUUGUGGGAAGAGGCGAUCAUAAGGGAUCACCAGAUCAAAUAUCAAUACAUGAGAAGACAUUUAUUUAUCCAGCUGAGGCAGUGGUUGUUCCAGUCUUACAAACAUCAUUUGCUAGAUCUUCUUUAAAAAGAUUUUGGCUCCAAAAUUGGAUUGGGCCAUCGUUCCCCGGUUCAUCUUUCUUUAUGCAUUGUGGCGGUGAUUUAGAUAGCAUGGAAGGAUCUCGGAUUGAAUCAAAUGGAACACGUAUACAGCAUGGGUAUAAUAGUAGUAGUAAUAGCAAUAGUAGCAGCAUUGGCUCAAUAAGCAGCAGCUCCAGUGAUAGUGAUCAAAAGAUGACCACUGAAACUGGUGACCUUGAUGCAGAUGCAGAUUCAUUAUCAUGUAGACAAUCUGGUUUAUCUUCUAAUGAUCAGCUUGAAAUUGAUGGCGCCAAAUUGGGUUCUAAACGUCCUCGUUCAGGAAUGACAGAGGCAUAUGGUCAAAUGGGUACCAUGAAGAAUACUUCUAUGCAAGAUGCUUACAAGUCUGAUUUUGGUUCUCUUGAAGUUAACAAUUCAACCAUCACAGGUGUUGCAAAUGAGCAGAUUGGAUCUCAUUUAGAUUGGGAUGAUGAUGAUAGAGGUAUGGGGAUUAAUAUCCAAGCUCUUCUAUCUGAAUUCGGUGAUUUUGAUGACUUCUUUGAGAAUGACGCAUUGCCUUUUGGAGAGCCCCCUGGAACAGCAGAAUCACAGGCUCUGAUGUUUUCAGCCCCAGAUUGUGGAGAAGUUGUUAGCAGUCCUAUUGGGGUAAUGGAUGUUGCAGAUCAUAUGCUUUUGCCUGUAGGUUUUUCAUCUUUUGAGAGUUUUAAUCCACCUCCCACAACAUCUAUGGAUGAGUGCAUCAGCAAAAGUCAGGAUAUCACCCUCGAGGCUCUGACAUCAGGACCAGUGAACCAUACCCCUCUGUCUUCUACGGGUGAGUUUGAUCAUUUAAUCAAAGCUGAAGCUCUCAUGUCCUUUGCUCCAGAAUAUGGAGCAGUUGAAACCCGUGCAAGUGAGUCCUCAUCAUCAAUUUUCAGAAGCCCAUAUCGUCCACAGUCACGCAAAGUUGAGAGUUCAAAUUCAAGUCCAAACAAUUAUACAUACGGCGCAACCCCACCAUCUUCUCCUUGCUUCGAUGGAUCAGAUGAGAAGACUAGCAUGCCUAUGAAUCUAAAAUCAGGUCCUGCAAGGCAGGACACAAAGAAAUAUUACACUCAUGUAGAGAGUGGGAGGGAUUAUCGUGACAGAAAAUUCAUCACACACAAUGGUAGCCUUGCUAGAAGUGAGAUUGUGUCUUCUUCAUUCUCUAUGGUCAAUUCUACAAAUGCCAUCAAAUCUGUCCAAAGGAAAAUGGCUGAAGCUACAGGAUCAGAGAACUUCCUACUUUCUAUGAAGACUGUAUUGGCUACUGAAGUCGAAUGUCUUAUGUUCCAAGCUUCUAUGUGCAAGGUUCGACACAUACUUUCAUCUUCUUCUAACCCUGUACCUACAAGCUUGAGUAGGUUAAGCAGUAGCACUGUUUUGAGCGAACUUCCUGGAGAUGGAAGUACCAUGACAGACAAUAUAUCUAGCAGGUAUGAGAUGAAGAAGAAAGAAUCUAUACCAGUUAGAAUAGCUGGUGAUAUUGAUGGAGGAGUGCUGGAUAGUCAUCUCAAUGCACCUGUUGGUGUUUGGCGCUCUGUUGCAGUUCCUAAAGUAGCCAAACCUAGUAAUUCACCAAGUAUUGAAGUUGGUCCAUCCUUACCCUUCCAUUCAUUGAAUGAGGAAAGAAUGCUUUCAUAUAAGCACAGACAACCACUGCAGGAGCUACUGGAUGGCAUGGCAUUACUUGUCCAGCAAGCCACUUCUUUUGUUGAUGUGGCUCUGGAUGCAGAUUGUGGGGAUGGUCCUUAUGGCUGGCUUGCAUUGCAAGAGCAUUGGAGGCGUGGAUUUUCUUGUGGGCCUUCCAUGGUCCAUGCAGGCUGUGGGGGGACUUUGGCUUCUUGUCAUUCUCUGGACAUUGCUGGCAUGCCAUUAGUAGAUCCACUUUCUUCUGAUAUUAAUGCCUCCUCUGUGAUCAGCUUGCUUCACUCUGAAAUCAGAACAGCCUUAAAAUCUGCAUUUGGGAAUUUGGAUGGUCCAUUAUCCAUCACUGAUUGGUGCAGAGGCCGCAGCCAGUCUAGUGAUGGAGGUAUUGCAUGUGAUGGAUCUUUUGCCGAGUCUACUUUAAGCGAGUGCAAAGAUUCUUCAAGCACUGUAUGUUUAUCAGUUGGAGAACCAAUGAGCCCAGCUCAGUCUUCUGCUGCUGUAUCUUCUUGCCUUGAAGUGUCUGCUACAGCGGACGGAGCUAAAGCGGAUGACACUGGCCAAAGAAGAUUGAGCCAAGAAAUUGAGUCAGAGCAGCUACCAGGUUCCCGAAGGCCAACACUUUUUGUUCUUCCCUCCCCUGCUUUACUUGUCGGGUAUCAGGAUGAUUGGCUUAAGACAUCAUCUAGCUCUUUACAACUCUGGGAAAAGGCACCUUUUGAACCAUAUGCUUCACCAAAACCUAUUACUUAUUGUGUUAUAUGCCCGGACAUUGAUCCCCUUACUUCUGCUGCAGCUGAUUUUUUCCAACAACUUGGAACUGUUUACGAGAUGUGUAAAUUGGGAACUCAUCAACCUCAGAGUCAGGGAAACCAAAUGGAGAUAGACACGGGGAAAUUGUCUUCCACUGGUUUUGUGCUGCUAGAUUGUCCUCAGUCAAUGAAGAUAGAAAGCAGCAAUACAUCUCUUGUGGGUUCAAUUAGUGAUUAUUUUCUCUCUCUCUCUAAUGGCUGGGACUUGACAAGCUAUCUUAAGUCUCUUUCAAAGGCAAUUAAAGUUUUGAAAAUUGGUCCGAGCUUAUCAACAAACCCAAAAGAAGGAAAUAGUGGUCCUUGUAUGGUUAUCUAUGUGGUGUGCCCCUUUCCCGAACCUGUUGCAGUUCUACAAACUGUUAUUGAAUCUUCUGUUGCUGUUGGAUCAACAUUUCUCACAUCAGAUAGAGAGAGGAGACCGAUUUUGCUGAAUCAUGUUGGCAAGGCUCUAAGUUCCUCAGCAGUGGUGGAUGAAGCAUCACCCUCGAAUAUUCUAGUACUUUCAGGGUUUAAUGUUCCUAAAUUGGUAUUGCAAAUUGUUACAGUUGAUGCUAUUUUUAGGGUUACAAGUCCUGGUCUCAAUGAACUUGUUAUUCUUAAAGAGACUGCUUUCACUGUAUACAACAAGGCUCGUCGAAUUUCAAAAGGUUCCUCAAAUGAUAUUCAGUCAUCAACAAUGUCUGGUAGAUCUCAUUCUGUCAUGCCACAAAUGACUUCUAUUCCAGCAAUGUGGAAGGAUUGUGUUGCUCCUCGACUUGGAGGACCUGCACUUCCAAGAGAAGGUGAUAUUGAUGCUAGCUUGAGACCAGGUACCUGGGAUAACUCCUGGCAGACAAGGACUGGAGGAUUAAACUAUGAUCCAAACAGAAAUGGAGAUUAUUUUCUUCAGGAUGAUAUUCGCUACUUGUUUGAGCCACUUUUUAUUCUUUCAGAACCAGGAUCUCUGGAAAAUGCAACUGCCCCUGCUGUUUUUGGCAAUUUAACUGCUGAAUCUUCAAAGAUGUUAUCUGAUGAUAGUAGUGGAGGCUUCAUGCAAAAUGCUAGCUCAGCUGUGAGUGCAGAUACUGGAUCAAGUUCUCAACUUGAUGGAUCGGAGCCAGAUGGCUUUGGAGGUAGCUAUCAAAAGACUCUUCCAAGUCUACACUGUUGCUAUGGAUGGACUGAGGACUGGCGCUGGCUAGUGUGCAUCUGGACAGAUGCAAGAGGAGAAUUACUUGACAGCCAUAUAUUCCCUUUUGGUGGAAUUAGCAGUCGGCAGGACACAAAGGGCUUGCAAUGCCUCUUUGUGCAAGUUCUCCAGCAAGGUUGUCAGAUACUUCAGGCUUGCUCCUCUCCUGAUAUUGGUGCCAUAAAGCCUAGAGAUUUCGUGAUUACACGCAUUGGGAAUUUCUUUGAGCUUGAGUACCUAGAAUGGCAGAAAGCAAUUUAUUCAGUUGGGGGUUCUGAGAUGAAAAAAUGGCCCUUGCAACUUCGGCGAUCUAUACCUGAUGGGAUGCCUGGAAGUAGUAACGGGGCUUCCUUGCAGCAACAGGAGAUGAGUUUAAUGCAAGAGAGAACUCUUCCUUCGUCACCUAGUCCAUUGUACAGUCCUCACUCAAAAGGUUCUGGCUUUAUGAAGGGUGGUUUGGGACAAUCUUCUGGGAGAAAACAGCUCAUAGGUGGACACACUGUGGUUGACAACUCGAGGGGAAUGCUUCAGUGGGUGCAGAGCAUCAGUUUUGUUGCAAUUUCAAUUGACCAUUCUUUACAUCUGGUUUUUCAAGCAGAUUCACAAUCUCCUGCUGGAGCUCAGGGUGGCAUUGGUGUUGGAGCAUCUGGUUAUCUGGAAGGUUUUACUCCUGUAAAGUCUCUUGGUUCUACAUCUGCAUCUUACAUUGUAAUUCCAUCACCCAGCUUGCGCUUUCUCCCUCCAACCCCUCUUCAGCUACCGACUUGUCUUACUGCCGAAUCACCUCCGCUUGCACAUCUACUUCAUAGUAAAGGCUCUGCAAUUCCCCUUGCAACUGGCUUUGUGGUUUCUAAAGCUGUGCCUUCUAUGGGGAAAGACUACAGGAGCAACUCAAGGGAAGAAUGGCCUUCUGUUCUUUCUGUGAGUCUUAUCGAUUAUUAUGGGGGUAAUAGUAUUACCCAAGAAAAAAUUCCUAGGGGGAUUAUGAAGCAAGGAAGAAUAAGUUCGGAAGUUAGAGACUUUGAAAUUGAGAUACACUUGAUUCUCGAGUCCAUAUCGGCAGAGCUUCAUGCUUUGUCAUGGAUGACUGUGAGCCCAGCAUAUUUGGAUAGACGGACUGCACUGCCGUUUCAUUGUGACAUGGUUUUAAGGCUUAGAAGGCUGCUUCAUUUUGCUGAUAAGGAGCUGUCUUCACAACCCGAUAAGUCGCAGAUGUAAGAUGGAUAAAUCAUACAAUAGACAGAAUGCCCAAUUGAAAUUAGGUAUUGUCAUCACUACGUAUGACUUUGGUGUACAAUAAAAGCAUAAAAAGUAAUAAAUGUAACGGUAGCUGCCUUUUUUGUACUUCCGGAAAGAUAUGGAAGUCUGGGAAGAAAUAGUUAGAUCUAACAAAUACAGUUGCAAUAGCAUAUGCAAAAAAAAAAAAAAGUGUAAAUGAAUUAGGAUAGUUCAUUACAGCACAGCUCUAACCACCACGAUUAGUGUAUUAUUUUAUUUUAUUGUUAAAACAUCUUUAGCCCUUCUUUUUACAGUUUAA